UAACUGUGACCGUUUGUCGCCCCCCGGCCUCUCAUCACGGGCGGCGACAGUUUCACUUGCGAUUCCUCACGACUGACGGCUCCUGCUCCCGCCCCCGCUGGACCUGAAAAUUGGAGAAGUGGGAAACUAGUCUGGGAUGAACUGCUUGUUGUACGUGUCUUCCGCAUCGGUGUUUUCAAGGAAUCGACCUUUCAUCGUGAAGACUUCUUUGUAUGGCUAUCGUUGUUCAUCAUGGAAAAGAUCAAUACACCAUACUCGUAUUAAAGCCAUUAAUGUAGAUUUCAUGUUUACGAGGUUUCACGUUCAAUGUUAUUCCACUUGGCGUGGUGGGCGUCCAUCUCGCUCCCCAAAGUUGGACUGUGGAUCAUCCAUGGAGGAGAAGGACGCUUUCUAUAUUAUUCGCAAAGGGGAUAUUGUUGGAGUUUACAAGAGUAUAAGUGAUUGCCAGGCUCAAGUUGGAUCUUCUGUAUGUGAUCCGUCUGCUAGUGUUUUCAAAGGCUAUUCCUUGCCUAGGGAGGCUGAGGAGUAUCUUGUCUCGCGGGGACUGAAGAAUGCUACCUAUUCAAUUAGUGCUUUGGAUGUAAAAGAGGACCUUUUUGGCAAACUCAUUCCUUGUCCUUUCCAGGAACCAUCUUCUCCUAAGGCUAAUGAAUCCAAGGGCGAUUCUCCAAAAAUGAGAUUGCAGGAGAUGCUGGAAUCAGAUGGCAAUGUGGUAAGCUGGAAACAGGUUAUAGAUGGGUUGGACCCUGAAAGAAAGCAUAUCGAACUAGAAACUUCAGUUGCAGCACAGACAAUCUAUUCUAAAUGUGAGUCCUGUAUUCUUGAGUUUGAUGGUGCUUCAAAAGGAAAUCCUGGACAGGCUGGUGCUGGAGCUGUACUAAGAGCCGAAGAUGGAAGUGCGGUUUUCCAAGUACGUGAAGGUGUGGGCUUUGCAACCAACAAUGUUGCUGAGUAUCGAGCCAUCAUUUUGGGAAUGAAACAUGCUCUUAAGAAAGGGUUUAAAAAAAUUCAUGUGAAAGGCGACUCCAAACUCGUCUAUAUGCAGGUUCGAGGUCAAUGGAAAACAAAGAACCAGAACAUGUCUGACUUGUGCGAGGAAGUCAAGGAGCUCAAGGACAAGUUUGUGUCUUUCCAGAUCUCUCAUUUUGUUAGGAGCUUCAACUCUGAGGCUGAUGCUCAAGCAAACUUGGCUAUAAAUCUACAAGAUGGUGAAGUUCAAGAAGAUUGUGUCAAAAAGUGACUCAAAUAAUAGGAGGUAAAUGGAUCUCGGCUGCACAUCCUUUGUUGUUGGUAAAGAGAUGCAGUGCUUGCAUGAGCUUACAUUCCAGAUUUUAU
Telopea speciosissima is the source of this 1335-nucleotide messenger RNA. RefSeq lists its product as uncharacterized. NCBI's taxonomy places the organism in Eukaryota, Viridiplantae, Streptophyta, Magnoliopsida, Proteales, Proteaceae. Bases 137 to 1240 code for a protein of 367 amino acids. Gene Ontology annotation, molecular function: nucleic acid binding; RNA-DNA hybrid ribonuclease activity. The record is from RefSeq and is a predicted model, not a curated record. The transcript has 10 exons.